Messenger RNA from Lodderomyces jiufengensis, 2148 nucleotides. RefSeq names its product tRNA (cytosine-5-)-methyltransferase. Gene Ontology annotation, molecular function: tRNA binding; tRNA (cytidine-N5)-methyltransferase activity. The record is from RefSeq and is a predicted model, not a curated record. The transcript has a single exon. The coding region runs from base 1 to 2148 and encodes 715 amino acids. Lineage: Eukaryota; Fungi; Ascomycota; Pichiomycetes; Serinales; Debaryomycetaceae. Gene Ontology annotation, cellular component: cytoplasm; nucleus. Gene Ontology annotation, biological process: tRNA methylation.
AUGCCAAAACGUAAUUUUAAAAGAAAUAACAAAAAAGACACUAGUUUUAAGAGACAAAAUACAGAAGAUCAAUCAAAUCCAACCUGGAAAGAAGUUGAAAGAGAUAAUGCAAAUUGGGAAAAAUAUUAUAAAUCAAUGAAUAUAAUACCAGAUCAGGAAUGGGAGGAAUUCAAAAAGGCUUGUCAAUCUAAUUUACCAAUGACUUUUAGAAUAACAGGAAAUAGAAAACAUGCAGAAGAAAUUAGAAAUAUAUUUUUGGAAAGGCAUGUUAAGAAUUUACAAGGUAAAGAAUAUGAAGGAAUUGAUAUCACCCCAAAACAGAUUGAGUUUUAUCCAAAUGAAUUAGGUUGGCAAAUUGAUGUUAGUAAACAAAUUAUUAAAAAGCAAAAAGAUUUUGCCAAAACUCAAAGAUUCUUGGUCAUUGAAACUGAAGUUGGGAACAUAAGCAGACAAGAAGCAGUAUCAAUGAUACCUCCAUUAUUAAUGGAUAUUAAACCUGAACAUUAUGUUUUGGAUAUGUGUGCAGCACCAGGUUCUAAAACCGCUCAAUUAGUAGAAGCAUUACACGCAAAUGAUGAUAAAGAACAACCUACAGGGUUUGUAUUAGCUAAUGAUUCAGACUAUAAAAGAAGCCAUAUGUUGGUUCAUCAAAUUAAAAGAUUAAACUCACCUAAUUUUUUGGUUGUAAAUCAUGAUGCUCAAUUAUUUCCAAGAAUUAAAUUAAAUAAUGUUAAAGAAAAUUUGAAAUUUGAUAGAAUAUUAUGUGAUGUUCCAUGUUCUGGUGAUGGUACAAUGAGGAAAAAUAUAAAUAUUUGGAAAGAUUUUAGACCUGGAAAUGCUAUUGGUUUACAUCCUUUACAAUAUAAUAUUUUAAAUCGUGGAUUACAAUUAUUAAAAGCUGGUGGUAGAUUAGUUUAUUCAACUUGUUCAUUAUCACCAAUUGAAAAUGAAGCUAUUGUAGCUGAAGCUUUGAGACAAUGGGGUGAUAAAAUUAAAUUAGUAGAUGUAAGUCAAGAAUUACCUGGUUUAAAAAGAAGAGAGGGGAUUAAAGAUUGGGUAGUUUAUGGUAAAGAUAUGACAAUAAAACAAAGAGGAGAAGAUGAAGUAUUAACUGACUCAAUGUAUCCACCAACUGAAGAAAAUAUCAAGAGUGAACUAACAAAAUGUGUUAGAGUUUAUCCACAUUUACAAAACACAGGUGGGUUUUUUAUAACAGUUUUUGAAAAAAUUGAUAAUAACACGGAGAACAAUGGAUCAAAUAAACGUUCAGCUGAAGAAGUAGAUAUACUAGGCGAUAAAGAUACCAAAAAGCAAAAAGUUGAAGCAACUAAUGAUAUAGGAAUUGAAACACCAAACCCAACCACAACCACAACUACAGAAAAACCACUCACAAAGAAACAAAAGUUACCAAGAGAUGCAAAUGAAGAACCAUUCAUAUUCCUUGACCCAUCAAAUCCAGAAUUACAAAAAUGUUGGCCAUUCUAUGAUUUUAAACCAGAGUUUCCAAAAGAUUGUACACUAGUAAGAAAUAUAACUGGUGAACCACUAAGAACUAUCUACUAUGUAUCACCAAUAAUCAAAGAAAUUUUAAGUAUAAAUGAUCAAAAAUUAAAAUUAAUUCAUGGUGGUAUUAAAUUAUUUGUUAGUCAAAGAUCUGAGUUUGGUAAUGCAUGUCCAUGGAGAGUUCAAACUGAAGCUUUACAUACUAUUGAACAUUUCAUUGGAACAAAAAGACAUUUAAGUUGUAAUCUUAAGUUAUUAGAGUAUUUAUUCACUAAUGCGUUUCCGAAAAUUGAAGAAUUGAAAAAAUUGGAAAUAGAUCCACAAUUUAUACAAAGUUUAGAUAAAAUAGAAGAAGGUUGUUUGUUUUUAACUAUAAACAGAGAAGAUGAAGGUAAUGAAAGUUUAUUUUUACCAUUAUGGAAGGGGAAAACAAAUAUUAAUCUUAUGGUUAGUAAAAAAGAUACUCAUGAAUUAUUAAGUAGAGUUUUUGAUAUUGAUACAUCAGCUAAUGAUGUUGGUAAAGAAAAAAUUUAUCAAGAAAAAGUUGAAGCUGCUAAAAAGGAAAAAGAAAGUAGUGAAGCUCCAGAAGUUGCUGAAGAAACUCCAGAAAUUGAAGUAGAGACCAAGGAGGAAGAAACUAAAUAA